AAAAUCCCACGUGACUGGCUCUGCUCUCAGGCCAUCAUGGCGUCUCCCAGUGGGAAGGGAGCCCGGGUGCCGGAGGCUCCUAGCUGCGGGCCCCGGCCGCUCGCUCGGGACUUGGUGGACUCCGUGGACGACGCCGAGGGGCUGUACGUGGCUGUCGAGCGGUGUCCGCUGUGCAACACUACCCGCCGGCGGCUGACCUGCGCCAAGUGCGUCCAGAACGGCGAUUUCGUUUACUUUGACGGCCGCGACCGGGAGAGGUUUAUAGACAAGAAAGAAAGGUUAAGCCAACUUAAGAGCAAGCAAGAAGAAUUUCAAAAAGAAGUGUUAAAAGCUAUGGAAGGAAAAUGGAUAACAGAUCAGUUGAGAUGGAAAAUAAUGUCCUGCAAGAUGAGGAUUGAACAGCUGAAACAAACAAUAUGUAAAGGGAAUGAAGAAAUGAAAAUAAAUUCUGAAGGCCUUCUCAAAACCAAGGAAAAGAACCAGAAGCUCUACACUCGGGCACAGCGGCACCAGGAGAAAAAGGAGAAGAUUCAGAGACACAAUCGCAGACUUGGUGACCUGGUAGAAAAAAAGACUAUUGACUUAAGAAGUCAUUAUGAGCGUCUGGCAAAACUUCGGCGAUCUCAUAUAUUAGAGCUCACCUCGGUCAUUUUUCCAAUCGAGGAAGUAAAGACUAGUGUGAGAGAUCCCGCAGAUGUGUCCUCGGAGAGCGACAGUGCCAUGACCUCCAGCACCGUGAGCAAGCUUGCCGAAGCCCGGAGGACAACUUACCUCUCGGGAAGAUGGGUCUGUGACGAUCACAACGGGGACACCAGCAUUAGCAUCACAGGGCCUUGGAUUAGCCUUCCCAACAAUGGGGACUACUCUGCCUACUACAGUUGGGUGGAAGAGAAGAAAACCACACAGGGGCCUGACAUGGAGCACAGUAACCCCGCUUACACGAUCAGCGCCGCCUUGUGCUACGCGACUCAGCUGCUCAACAUCUUGUCUCAUAUACUUGACAUAAAUCUUCCCAAAAAGCUGUGCAACAGUGAAUUUUGUGGGGAAAAUCUCAGUAGACAGAAAUUUACUCGAGCAGUGAAGAAACUGAAUGCAAAUAUUCUUUACCUGUGCUUUUCUCAGCAUGUAAACUUAGAUCAGCUACAACCACUGCACACUCUGAGGAACCUAAUGUACCUGGUCAGUCCUAGCUCUGAACACCUGGGCAGGUCGGGACCCUUUGAAGUGCGAGCUGACCUGGAGGAGUCCAUGGAGUUCGUGGACCCCGGCGCUGCCGGGGAAUCGGACGAGAGCGGCGACGAGCGCGUCAGUGAUGAGGAGACCGACCUGGGCACGGACUGGGAGAACCUGCCGAGCCCCCGCUUCUGUGAUAUCCCUUCCCAGCCCGUGGAGGGCUCCCAGAGCCAGAGCAGCCAGGUGUCCCCGCCCAUUGCGAGCAGCAGUGCGGGCGGGAUGAUCUCGUCCGCCGCCGCCUCGGUGACCUCCUGGUUUAAGGCUUACACUGGACACCGCUAGUGCGCACGGGCCGCAGCGCGCCAGGUUUGUGUCAAGAAAGUUGUUCUUCCGCCACGCUCGAGUAAACUGUGUGUGUUCCGUUAAGAUAGCGCCUGGAACAAAAAGAGGU
Molecule: messenger RNA, 1624 nt
Organism: Lontra canadensis (Northern American river otter)
Lineage: Eukaryota; Metazoa; Chordata; Mammalia; Carnivora; Mustelidae
Gene: ATG14
Product: autophagy related 14
Exons: 10
Coding region: 37-1515 (492 amino acids)
Biological process (GO): autophagosome assembly; mitophagy; cellular response to starvation
Cellular component (GO): extrinsic component of omegasome membrane; autophagosome; extrinsic component of phagophore assembly site membrane
Source: RefSeq, a predicted model, not a curated record